This is a messenger RNA of Clupea harengus (Atlantic herring), 4183 nucleotides long. It is a transcript of the gene hbs1l, whose product is annotated as HBS1 like translational GTPase. Lineage: Eukaryota; Metazoa; Chordata; Actinopteri; Clupeiformes; Clupeidae. Gene Ontology annotation, molecular function: GTPase activity; GTP binding. The record is from RefSeq and is a predicted model, not a curated record.
UGGUUUGCUGGGCAUGCGCAGUGUGUUAUUGGUCUAUGGCAUUGUACGUAAACAUGGACGUCGCAUAGUGAGCUGCUUGCUUUAGAAUUACCCCGUGAACUGAUUCAACCCUCGAAUCACCUCUGCGGAGGCGACUUGCAACACUUACGUCAAAAUGUCUCGUCACAGAAAUGUCCGCGGUUAUAACUACGAUGAAGACUUGACGGAUGACGAAAUGUAUAGUCAAUCUGUUGAUGAUGACUACUGCAUCUCUCCCGCUACGGCGGCCCAGUUCAUCUACUCUCGCCAGGAGAGGCAGGCCCCUCAGGUUGAGUCUGUGGAGGAGGAAGUAUGUGAGGAAGAUGAGAUACCCAUGUCUCCCUCCGUAGGCCCCACUCUGGACCCGCUGGAUCAAGGCCGACUCUACUCUUGUCUGGACAACAUGCGAGCGGUGCUGGGGGAAACCGUGUCGGACUCAGUUCUGACACAGGCCGCACUGCGCCACGACUUCGACCCCCAGAGGGCGCUAGACGAGGUCCUGUCUGCGGAGAGUGCACAAACACACACGCCACCGCCACCCCAACCUACACAGCCACCCACAGCCGCUCCCUUACCGCAGAGACCAGAACGAGAGAGAGGUAAAGGCCGGGAGAAAGGCAGCCAAGUGGAGUUGGAGGUCAUUCCUAAGGUCGCCCGCAUGACGGUCUCUGGCAAGAAGCAGACCAUGGGCUUUGAUGUACCUUGCAUGGAGGAGAAUGGCGUCCAGAGUCCCUCCAUGCGUCGGAGGCCCAUCCCAGAGGUGGUUGCCGUGACACCUGUGACCACGCCUGCUAGUACCUCCACCAAACGCCCGGAGACGCCCGUGAAAAAUCUGGGCAGCAGCGAUGAGCCGGCAACCCCGGUUACCCCGGCGACUCCCCGCACGACUGGCAAGAGCAAAGCUCAGCUCAAUAUCCGUGCCGAGCUGGACAAACGGCAGGGAGGGAAACCACUACUCAACAUGGUGGUCAUAGGCCAUGUGGACGCAGGUAAGAGUACACUGAUGGGCCACCUGCUGUACCUGCUGGGUAACGUGAACAAGAGGACCAUGCACAAGUACGAGCAGGAGGCCAAGAAGGCCGGCAAAGCCUCGUUCGCCUAUGCCUGGGUACUGGAUGAAACCGGAGAGGAGAGAGACAGGGGAGUUACUAUGGAUGUGGGGAUGACCAAGUUUGAGACAGACUCUAAGGUGGUGACACUCAUGGACGCCCCUGGACACAAGGACUUCAUCCCCAACAUGAUCACUGGGGCUGCACAGGCUGAUGUGGCGGUGUUGGUGGUGGAUGCCAGUCGUGGGGAGUUUGAGGCUGGGUUCGAGGCGGGCGGUCAGACGCGGGAGCACGCCCUGCUGGUCCGCUCGCUCGGAGUCACGCAGCUCGCCGUCGCCGUCAACAAGAUGGACCAGGUCAGUUGGCAACAGGAACGAUUCCAGGAAAUCACCAACAAACUUGGUCAUUUCUUGAAGCAAGCAGGCUUUAAGGACUCUGAUGUGUUUUACAUCCCCUCGAGUGGGCUCUCAGGGGAGAACCUGACCAGCAGGAGCAGUGUGUCUGAGCUCACCUCCUGGUACAAGGGCCCAUGUCUGGUGGAGCAGAUCGAUGGGUUCAAGCCUCCGCAGAGAUCAGUAGAGAAGCCUUUCCGACUCUGCGUGUCUGACGUCUUCAAAGAUCAGGGCUCCGGGUUCUGUGUGACGGGGAAGAUUGAGGCUGGCUACAUUCAGACAGGAGAGCGCAUGCUUGCCAUGCCCCCCAAUGAGACCUGCACCGCUAAAGCUAUUACUCUACAUGAUGUGCCCAUGGAUUGGGCUGCUGCUGGAGAUCAUGUGACCCUGUCUGUGACAGGAAUAGACAUCAUCAAAAUCAAUGUGGGCUAUGUAUUCUGUGAUCCUAAAGAACCAAUCAAAGCCUGUACUCGAUUCCGAGCCAGGGUUCUCCUAUUUAACAUUGAGGUUCCAAUUACAAAGGGCUUUCCUGUGCUGCUGCACUACCAGACAGUAAGUGAGCCAGCAACCAUCAGGAAGUUAGUGAGCGUCUUACACAAGAGCAGCGGAGAGGUGCUGAAGAAGAAACCAAAGUGUCUGGGGAAAGGGCAGAACGCUGUGGUGGAGAUCCAGACUCAGAGGCCAGUUGCUCUGGAGCUUUACAAGGACUACAAAGAGCUGGGGCGCUUCAUGCUCAGAUACGUGGGGUCAACCAUCGCAGCUGGGGUCGUCACCGAGAUCAAAGAAUGACAGAAGAUCAGGCGCUCCCGCCCGCGGUCUCAGAACACUUCAGAAAAGGACCUGGCCCAAAGAGCUCGAGAACAAGUGCAAUUUCCUCUCACCCUGUCAUCGCUCGGCGUACACACACACACACACACACACACACACACUCAUACACACACUUAUCACACCCUUCCAACACACACAUUUGUGCACACACACAUCAUAACCUUCACACACGCACACACACACCCUUCCAACGCGCUCACACACACACCCUUUCAACAAACACACACACACACACGACCCCCAUGCCAGCUUCCUACUGCCUAGAACACGGGCAGGCUUCUGUGUAUGGACUUCACCAUGGAGAUGUGAUUGAAGAUGGACAGAUCAAUAGGGCUGUAUUAUCAUCAUUAUAAUUAUCAUCAUCAUUAUUAUUCCUUGAAUAUUUUCAAGAAAUAAUACAAGUGUUUCCAGAUAUUCUUGAGUGGAAGUGUAACGCUAUCAGGUUAGCACACUGUUAUUUACCUGCCAUCAUUUGGGAGACCCUGGUGAUCGCAAUGGCAGGUGAGUGGUGAGUGCUAGUUUGGCUACACACACACACACACACACACACACACACACACAAAAUGAAUCCCUCUGAAGGACUGACAAAGUAACUUAAGAAACAGCAGUGUUGUAAGACUAAGUGUGUGUACACCACGCACACUUCUCACACACAGGCGGACUCAUGCAGCUAUGCAUGCAAGCACAAAGACGCCUCCCUCUUUCUUGUCCUGAAAAUUCUGGAACAUUCUGCUCCCCUCCCACAGCAUCACACACUCUCUCCAGCUGAGUGAAAGGAAUGUUUUUACUUCUAAUUUCAUUUUUAUUCAGUUGAAUGCUCAUGAAUGAUCUUAUUUUGACUGAAUAUGUAAAACAUUUGUCAUACCUGUUAUUCAGGUAUUUUUUUCUUUUAAAUAUUUGUUUUGAGGGGGAAAGUUUGACUCAGGAAAGUGUUUGCGUGUUACUGGAGAAAGAAGAAAAAAAAAGAAAAGAAAAAAAGGGCGACUUUAGGACAUUGCAGGGGGAGGAGCGAUACUAAACCAUACCAAUCCUGACUGAUUCUCACAGCCCGUUUUCUCUAACACAUUCAACACUCAUAAUAUAAUUUUGGUUAGAAGCUACAAAGGGCUUGCUCAAUGAGCCAGAGACACUGGAACUGCUCUGGCUCCAACCUGUGCUCGGAGCCCGGUUCAUGCCAGGACUCACCCCUAAGCUCACAACCAUACUGUGGUUACAGACAGCAAGGGAGAGAUCUUGACAAAAAGAAAUUCUUGAUCGUAAUAAAGCAAAAAGGUGGUGACACUGCAAUCGGACUGGUCUUAAUCUGGUGGGUGAAGGCCAGAUAUGCUCCACAUCACAGCCGAAUGCCUUUCAAAUCGGGGGCAGAUCAGUUCCAGUCCUGUCUACCACAUUGCUGUUAUGGUAUGGUAGGGAAGCAACUUCUGGAUUCUGUCUGCAGUCUGAGGUCUGUGACACUAGCAGGGCAGAGAGGGGCAUAGCCUAUCAUCUAAACAAACUCAUCAAGGUGCUAAUCGUCGUUUCUGAAGGGAAAGCGCUUAAUGACUCACAGCCGUUCGGUCAUUGCUUUGCUUCUUUCUAAUUACAGAUUUUUUAAGUUACUUUUUUCUUGUUUGGGUUUCAUCCCCUGGGGUUUCAAACCAGCUUUGGGGCUGUUGGGUGAGAAAAAAGCCUUUCCGGUCUUUUUGGAUGCAUGAGCGGCUGUUUAGGUUGCCCCAUUAGUGUGUGUGCGGAGAUGAACAUCGCCGUGCUUGAAGUGUAUGCCACUAUAGGCUAACAUAUCUCAUUCACUACAGUAUCUACAACCCUCCGAUCUCUAUUCAAACUGGAUGUUUACACACGGCUUACGGGCAGCCCAAUGUAGCCUUCAUGCAAAAUAAUAAAGGUGAUCAAUUGAAA